UCAGAGCGGAAGUGUGUUUUCACCACAGUGUAAAACUGACAAACGUGGUUUCGCCAAUUGUAAAAAUAACCCUAACGGAUCGGAAAAGUGUGGAAACGAUUUUUCUUCUAUUUUUUUUUAAAGAUGAAUCACGAGCCAACAAAGUGUGCCCUUUGUGGAGUACCGUCUAGCAUGAAGUGUGCCGGCUGUAAACGGACCGCCUACUGCUGUCCCGAGCAUCAGAAGAAACACUGGAGGCUGCAGCAUAAGAACGAAUGCGCUAAGCCAUACGAGCUCACCCGCAACGAGGAAGUAGGUCGUUACUAUCUAGCCACUGAGGAAAUCCCAAAAGGAACAAUUCUUUUCAUCGAAACCCCACUGGUUAUCGGACCCAAAUGGAACCUGGCCGAGUACGAGCAACGAUCGAUGACCGUUCCGUGUGUAGGUUGUUUUUCCGACUGUCAGCUAGGUUUGUAUCGGUGUCAAGCUUGCCACUGGCCAGCAUGUAAACCGGACUGUCCCGGAUUGGAGAAUGCCAACCUACAUGCCCUCGAGUGCGGAAUACUUCGGCUUGGCGCGGGACCUAAACCACGGGACGAUCCGGAAGCCAUGUUCGAUUACUAUCGGUACGAUUCGUUGCUGGUGCUUAAGUGUUUGGCGCUGCAGAUGACCGAUCGGAAACGGUUCGAGCAGAUGAUGCAGCUGGAGAGCCACUACGAAGCACGUAAAGGAACUCAGUUCUAUAGGGAAGCUGACGAACGGACUGUUCAGUAUUUGUUGCGGAAUUUUCUGGCCCCGCUAAAGAAAUUGGAAGAGAAGCAAGGGAAAAGUGUGCUUCCGAUUUGCGACGCGAAGACACUGCACAAGAUCAGCGGACUGCUCGAAGUCAACGCAAUGGUUAUUCCGUUGAGCAACGGACGAGAGAUUUGUGGCCUGUAUCCGAUUGGUUGCAUGUUGGAGCACUGCUGCAUGCCGAACUGUUUCUACACCUUCAACUGCAGCAAGGGAAUGAAACUUACUUUCAAGGCUGGACGAAAUAUCAAGAAAGGCGAACAUCUAUCUACGACGUAUACCCACUCUCUGUGGGGAACCCAACAGCGUCGCGAUCACCUGAAAAACAACAAAUACUUCUCCUGUGGUUGCCUUCGUUGCACGGAUCCUACCGAGCUUGGAACCUACCUGAGUGCCCUUAAGUGCGUUGGCGUAGAUGGAAAUGCCUGCAACGGAUAUCAGCUACCAAUCGAUCCACUGGAUGACAGCAGUGAUUGGAAGUGCAACCAAUGUGCGGUCGACAUUCAGGCUGAUCAAGUCAACUUCUUGCUGUCGAAAAUCGGCGAAGAGGUUGAUUUCGCAAUGGAGCGUAAAUCAUCCGUCAAACAAAUGGAUGAUUUGGUGUCAAAACUGUCCACGUUUCUGCAUCCGAAUCACUACUUUCUGCUUACGCUCAAACACUCGCUUAUUCAAAUGUACGGUCACAUGAGUGGCUACUUAACUGGUCAACUCCCGGAUAGUAUUUUGAACCGAAAGGUUGAAAUCUGUCGGGAGAUGAUGAAGGUUAUCGACAUUCUGGACCCGGAUUCGUUCCGGCUUAGUUUGUAUGCCGCGGUGAUCUUUCUUGAACAGCAGUCGGCGUUGAUUGAGAUUAACGAGCGGAAGAUACGCUCGGGUGUUUCGAAAGAGGACUCAUCAAUACAGAAGAACCAUAAUGAAGCACUCAAUUGUUUGAGUCGGGCGAAAGAAGUUCUUACCUACGAAAUGGGAACGCAGCAGGGAAAGAAGAUUCUGGAAAAAGUGCUGAAAGCAACGGAGCGGUUAGAAGCGAUCUCUAUUGGUUAAUAUACAGCGUUCGAUAAAAAUGUUUUGUUUUUUUAUUUGAAUAAAUAGUUUAAACUCAAAAAUGACGUGUAUCACACAU
Messenger RNA from Topomyia yanbarensis, 1894 nucleotides. RefSeq names its product SET domain-containing protein SmydA-8 (gene SmydA-5). The transcript is spliced from 3 exons. The record is from RefSeq and is a predicted model, not a curated record. NCBI's taxonomy places the organism in Eukaryota, Metazoa, Arthropoda, Insecta, Diptera, Culicidae. Bases 124 to 1815 code for a protein of 563 amino acids. Gene Ontology annotation, molecular function: protein binding.